Messenger RNA from Aphidius gifuensis, 1461 nucleotides. RefSeq lists its product as uncharacterized. Lineage: Eukaryota; Metazoa; Arthropoda; Insecta; Hymenoptera; Braconidae. Gene Ontology annotation, molecular function: cAMP-dependent protein kinase inhibitor activity. Gene Ontology annotation, cellular component: nucleus; cytoplasm. Bases 1054 to 1446 code for a protein of 130 amino acids. Gene Ontology annotation, biological process: negative regulation of cAMP-dependent protein kinase activity. The record is from RefSeq and is a predicted model, not a curated record. The transcript has 4 exons.
AUAGUUCUCAAUGCGCGUGCACAUGCGCGUAAUGUUUAUUUUUAGAUUUUUUUUUUCUAUAAUUACCAUAAUUUCAAGGUAUUUUUUUCUUCACUGGAGAUAUAUUUGUUUCUCAAAAAUGAACUCAAAUGGGAGACUCAAAAAAAAAAUUCGGUUCAUAUAUUUUAUAUAAAAUUUUUAAACAAACAAAAAUGACCGUCGUUUAUUUUCUAACAAAAAAGAGGUCACUUUCAUACAGUCUCAAAAAUAAAAUCCCAAAUUGACCAUCAAUAGCUCAUGCAAUACGAUAUCAAUCAGUCAACAACAAUUUAAUAUUAAUAAUUAUUAUAUCCUUUUAUUUGUCCAAUAAAUUUUUGAAUUUAUUGCAAAUAGAGUAUUGCCACCUUGUGUUAAAAUUCAAAACUAAGAGGCACACACAUUCUCAGUGACACUCAGUGAUUCUCAGUUCGAGCUGUCAGCUGUCAUCCUUAUGUACUUAAUUAUUAAUAUCGUAAUUAAUUAACUUAACAAAUAUAAACAAUAUAAUAAAACCUCAUUUCUAAAAUUAACAACAAUAUAUUUCAAGAUUAAGAUCAAGUGUUUUAAUUUUUAUGUGUAAUAGUUAAAAUAUAUAUUGUCUUGUUUGAUAACAAAAAAUAUUUUUAAUCGUCAUCAACAAAUAGUUUCUUAAAUUAUUAAUUUAUAAAUAUAUAUAUUAAUUGAUGUUUUUUUUUGGUGAUUAAUAUGACCGUGAUCUAGUUUUAUUGUUAAAAAUAAACUUAUUUUUCUCUUAAAAAAAAAAACAAGUCGAUUAUAAUUGAACAAGGACAAAAAAGUUCAGGUUUUCUCAUAUUGAUAUUGUUCACAAGUUGUUGUUUGACACAAAAGAGUGUAUUCAAUCAUCGAUUAUUUAACUAUCCCACACAAAUACUUGUAUUAUAAUAAUUGCAUUUAUUUUUACAUAAAACAAAAUAUAAAUAAAUGAAAGCUAUUCAAGUAUUUAGUGUCUUGGACAUUUUUUAAUUUUUUUUAUUUAUUCAUUUGACGUUGAGGAUAAUAAAAACAACGUCAUCAAUGGUGAAAAAGCAGAAAAAAUUGCGUGAUGGAAGCAAUAAGGCUAAAUUACAACAGGCUAUUUGUCGAAGAUCAAGAAUAUGUACUGCAGAAAAAAAUCGUAUACUUCGUUCAAAAGCACUGAAAAUGUUGUCACAAAAACAAGCUGAAGGUGAUGGUGGGUGUGAAGGAAAUGAGGAUGGAUCAGUAACACCAAGUGGUAUAUCAAAUGGUGAAGGAUCUAAGGAAUUUUUAUCGACUGGUAGAACUGGAAGGAGAAAUGCUAUGCCAGAUAUUUUAGGACGAAAUGCCAAGACUGGAACAGCUGAUUUAUCAACACGUCUUGAGGCACUUACCACUGAUUCCGAGCAAGAUCAAGCUGGUCCAAGUGGAGAAUCAACACCUCGACAAUAGAUUAAUCAAUAAUCU